This is a messenger RNA of Coccidioides posadasii C735 delta SOWgp, 5491 nucleotides long. RefSeq names its product NRPS-like protein biosynthetic cluster. NCBI's taxonomy places the organism in Eukaryota, Fungi, Ascomycota, Eurotiomycetes, Onygenales, Onygenaceae. Gene Ontology annotation, molecular function: phosphopantetheine binding; catalytic activity. Gene Ontology annotation, biological process: amino acid activation for nonribosomal peptide biosynthetic process; secondary metabolite biosynthetic process. The record is from RefSeq and is a predicted model, not a curated record. Gene Ontology annotation, cellular component: cytoplasm.
AUGUUUGGUGUCCUGAAGGCUGGAGCAGCAUUCGUCCUGCUCGACCCUGCGCAUCCCGACGAGCGACUCCAAGUCAUUUGUCAGGACGUCGGGGCAAAUGUCAUUCUUACAUCCACGUUGUACAAACAGACUUCCUCGGGUCUGGCAGACACCGUGAUUGUAGUGCCCGAUAUCGCCGACAUAAGUGGACCGGAAGAUACCGCGACCGUUAUUAGACGGGAGAAAAAAACCUCGAGCACCUCGAGGAAUGCGGCAUAUGUCUCGUAUACUUCGGGAUCAACAGGGAAACCCAAAGGAAUUGUGAUUGAACAUGCUUCAAUGUGCACGAAUGCCCUAUCGAGCUCAGAAGCUCAAAACCUCACCGGCUCAUCACGGGUGCUGCAGUUUGCAUCCUAUGCAUUCGAUGUGAGCAUCCAUGAGACUCUCGUGCCUCUCAUGCUCGGAGGCUGUGUUUGUAUACCAUCGGAUUCACAACGAGUCAACAACCUCCAAGAGGCGAUUAUAGAGCUGUGUGUCAACUGGAUGGAGCUCACGCCUUCAGUUGCUCGCCUUUUAACUCCAGAAGAGAUUCCAGCCGUGAAGACGAUGGUGGUUGGAGGUGAGUCCAUGCCGCCUGCCGAGAUUGCUCGGUGGGCUGCUCGCAUGAGGCUGGUGAUUGCGUAUGGCCCAGCAGAAUGUACGGUGGUUUCAACGGUCCAAGCUCAUGUCGCCGUAGAUGGGGAUCCGUUGAAUAUCGGCCGUGGGUAUGGAGGGACAACAUGGGUCGUGGAGGCAGAAAAUCAUAACAAGCUGGUGCCCAUCGGGGCGGCUGGAGAACUCCUGAUCGGAGGACCGAUCGUUGGUAGAGAGUAUCUGAAUCGUCCGCAACAGACCACGGACGCGUUUGUCGCAAGCCCACCAUGGAUGACCAGUAAAGGCGAGAGCUCGCGAGUCUAUAAGACUGGAGACUUGGUGCGGCAACUAGCAGACGGCACACUGGUGUAUCUGGGGCGGAAGGACACCCAGGUCAAGCUCCGAGGACAACGAAUUGAACUUGGAGAGAUCGAACACUUUGCUCGGGACAUAUUUCCUGGAGCGGCGGUUGCCGUCGAGAUGGGGAAACUGUAUCAUGGACGCCCUGCUUUAGUCCUGUUCGUUGAAUGGGAGCCAUUCAAGGACGGAACCAUACAAGGAUCUGAUGAUGGCUCCUUGCCAUUUUGCAAGCCCAACCACUUAUUUGAAAUCAAUAUUCCGAAGGUAAAGGCCAGACUAGACGGUGCUUUCCCUCGAUAUAUGGUUCCCGAGUUACUUAUUCCUUUGCGAGCAAUGCCACUGUCCCAGACGACCAAGGUUGACCGAAAGUCGUUGCGUAGCAUGAUUUCAAAGCUGACAAAGAACGACCUGCAAGCAUAUCGGCUCACUUCAAACCACAGCGGUCGAUUGGGCAUGGAGUUUAUUCGACUUAUUGCCCACGUGUUAGCUCUAUCCCCGGAUGAAAUCCUGGAGGACGACGAUUUCUUUCAUUUGGGAGGCGAUUCAAUCUCUGCUAUCAAGUUGGCUAAAGAAACUCAAAAAAUCCCUGGGCUCAUGUUAACGGUGACUGACAUCUUUCAGACACCUGUCAUCUCCCAGCUGUGUCAAAAAGCACAAAAAGAACGAAUUGCAUCCCCUACGGCUAGCAUUCCCUUCGGCGUGUUGCGGUUUUCUUUGGUAGACUCGGCAAAUGCGGAGUCGCUCAAGCAGCUAGCAGCUGAUCAAUGUGGGGUCCCUCCCUACCAGCUCGAGGACAUCUACCCGUGCUCCCCUCUUCAGGAACGCCUCAUGGCCCGGACGGCUCGUCAGCCGGGCGCCUUUCAGGCUCGAUUUACCUUCCGCAUGCCUACAAAUAUUGAUUGGAAUAGGCUGCGAUGCGCUUGGGGCGUGGUUGCGGAUUCUUUUGCUAUCCUACGCACCCGGAUCAUCAAUGCAGGGCAGCUCCAAUCAACCCAUAGCAUCCUCCAAGCCGUGGUGCGUGGUCAGGAUAUCGAAUGGCUGGAGACAGAACAAACCAACCGCCAUGGCGACAGCAGGUGCGAGAGACUUAUGUCCUUCGGCACACCUCUGAUCUAUUUGGUGGCUUGUCGUGACAGCUCCAACCCAACACUGACGCUAGUGAUGCAUCAUGCAUUAUUUGACUGGUGGUCAUACAACCAAAUCCUCGACGCUGUCAAAAAUGCAUACCUGGGACAAUAUGUCGACCUGAAAUAUUUUUCGCCCUUUAUCAAGUACAUAGCUGACUUGAGCAAGCGUGAGGCCAGAGAGUUCUGGAAACAGGAAUUCAGCGGUCUUCAGGAAGCUCCAUUCUUAGCCCACCGUUCUGCAAGCACUGCUUCUCAAGCAUUCAAGUGGACACAAAGAGAUAUCCAUCUACGUCUGUCCAACCAAAGGGGGGCGACAACAUCAUCGAUGAUCCGAUUGGCAUGGGCCAUGGUAGUGUGUCAGCACACAAGCUCUCUUGACGCGGUAUUUGGUGUGACCGUGAUGGGCCGCAGCAUUGACGGAGCCGCCGAUAUAACCGGUCCGACUAUCGCUACGCAUCCAGUACGGAUACGGCUCCAGGAGAACCUUGAAAUCAACGAGGCACUAAAGCGUAUGCAGGAUCAUCGCACUGCAUUGAUUCCAUUCGAACAAACGGGGAUACAGGAGAUCCAACAAGCAAGUCCCGAGGCAGCCAUGGCUUGCGAAUUCCAAAGUCUGCUUGUUGUGCAACCUCAAUCCGAAAAGGGUACACAGAUGGAGCUCUCUUCGCCUCUACUUUGGGAAUUGGAGAAUGACACUUCCUGGAAACAGCAGUCCUACGCCAAUUUCAGUACUCAGAUUCUGAACGUGAUAUGCGAGCCAGAAGCGGAUAAACUAACGGUGAAUGCAUUUUUCGAUGAUACCGUGCUCUCCCAGAAACAGGUCCAGUCCAUGCUGGAGUGCAUGGAGCAUUUCCUAGGCACUAUCGUCCAUAACCCUACAGAAAGAAUAGGGAGCAUCCUGGGCGAAAAGUGCGAACCCGAAAGAGCGCCCGACGUUUUCCAGGAGCGAAAGUCACUCGCGAAGAUUGAACUGACAGCCCGCACUUACCUUGGAGACCGGUUCCAGGUUGUCGCAGAAUGGAUUACACCCAAAGGAAUGCGCACUUCGAAGCUGGUUUUGUUUGUCGGCGUCCCUGAUGUUGAAAUUGCAACCGUAGAUACAUUGAUUUUAACGAGACUCGAAGCACACAUCCAUGCUCAAUUGUCCCAGCUGAUGAUUCACCUACGAAACGGCUCCCUAGGAAGCCUAGUGCCUGCCUGCUGUAUUCCAAUUCGGCUCCAGUCUGUGCCAUCGGAAUCCAUUGUUCUAUUAGGGCGUGCUUUUUGGCAAGAAGCUGCGUCCAAGUUGACGUGGAGCGCACUGAGGGCAUGGGAGAAAGCUGGCCGAGUCCAUGCCCAUAAAUCCCUUACGUCUACCGAGGCGAAACUGCAGGGCGCCUUAGCAUCUGUUUUGCGGUUGGAGCCUGACGACAUUGGCAUUCACGAUGAUUUCGUUACCCUUGGGUGUGAUUCACUCAUCGCGAUGCAGUUCGCCGCAAUGUGCAUUCGGGACAGCAUGACCGUGAGUGUCUCAGACAUUUUUCACGCCAAUUCAGUGGCCCGCCUCGCCCUGAAAGUCGGUAGUACAGUCCCAGCUGUGGCAUUGGUACCAGAUAGUUUCUCGGCAGUGCAGUCGAUGUAUGGCGAUCUCCGCCUAUUUGAGCGCGACAUGAAAGGAUUUGAUGAAAUAUCGAACGUUACACAGGUCAUUGAUGCUUUCCCAUGCACUUCGACCCACUUGGGAUUGCUCCCACAGGAUUCCUACCUGCAGGCACAUACAAUCUGGGAACUCACAGGCUUGGGUGAUAUGAUCGACCCAUUUCGUCUUGCCGGGGCUUGGCGUCGACUUGUAGACCACCAUUCGAUACUUAGGACCGUCCUUCUCCAGAGCAAAUCGAGUCCGUCUAAGAUAUUCCAGGUUGUGUUGGGUGACGCUCCCGUCGAUGUCGACAUCGUAAGGGGCGUGGAAGAUGAGAACAUCUGGCCCGUUGUCAGGAAGCCAUUUUUAUCCAGCUGUGGCAGGGAUGAGUUGCCACUGAAAUUCACCGUGUAUCAAACAACCACAGGCCGAGUCUUCUGCAAGCUCGAGGGUAGACAUGCCUUCCUGGAUGCCACGUCCGUAUCGAUCAUCCUGCAGGAACUUGGGCCUGCGUACAAUGGCACGGUGCCGCCUGCUCCAGAAGCCUUGUACCAACUAUGGGCCUCCUAUUUGCACGAAUGGGGCGGGGACAGUUCUCACUUGAAGUUCUGGAGGCGGUAUCUCGCCGGGAUCAGGCCCUGCAUUUUCGACCCACGUCAGCAGGUAAAUGGGAUCAACGGCGUGAAUGGCAGCUCGCGAUCCGGAAGGGAGCUCCGAGUGCACACCACGGCCCUUGCGCAAGCUGGUGCGCUGCGCAAAUACUGCGACAAGGUUGGGUUCAACAUGACCAACGUCAUCCAAGUAGCCUGGGCACUCUUGCUCAGGAAGCUUACCGGCUUGGACGAUGUCUGUUUUGGGACGCUGGUUUCUGGCCGAGACGCUCCGGUUCCCAACGUCAGCAGCAUUAUCGGACCCCUCUUCAACCUCCUUGUAUGUCGGUUUUCAAUGGUUGAAAACAAGCCUCUUCGCCGCAUCCUCGAGGACAAUGAGCUUGCCAUUCGAGAGAGGUUGAGGCACCAGCACUGCUCUUUAAAAGAGGUGACGAUGGCAUGCUCCGAUGGACACAGCCCGUUGUUUAACACAUGCUUGUCGGUCGAGCAGCCCCUAUCCAGCAAGGCAGGGAUCUGCUUCAGGGAAGUUGAAACACAUGAGGAGACAGAGUACGACUUGAUCGUAACCGCUAUAGUGUCUCCAGAUACCAUCAGCGCCCAGAUCACAUACUGGGACACUUUUCUCAGUGAGAGAGAGGUUUCCGGGAUCGCCCAAGGGCUCCAGCAGUCCAUCGAAAGGAUCGUCUCCUCUCCGGAGUCGACGUGGUAGAUGAUAACUGGUGUGAAAUGAUGAUGAUGAUGAUGAUGAUGACUGACGAUGAGCGAGUCUGGAGAAGGGUGAAGUUGACUCUUAAAGCGGUUGCAGACGAGGGACUGUCCGUUUAAGGCAGGCGAGAGGGGGGCCGGGGAGUCGGAUUUCGGAUUAUCAUUCAGCCGUAGCGAACCGGCCACCAUCCCUGAUACAGUUAGUGCAUUUCAGAAGUGGGGACCGGAAACGGGUACAGUACAAACAUACAGUACUCCGUACAGAGUCCAUCCAUUCGUACGGAAUACUUCAAGGUACUUCAAGGUACGUGAAAGGUACUUCAGAGGUACAUCAGACCGUACGUAUGUACAGUACACUCUCGCAGUCAUGGAGUACAUUUGGGUUGGGUAAUAUGUAUUUUGCUGGCGGGAUUGGUAAAGAGUUUCGGUGGGAUAGUUUACUUUUUGGAGUAAAAACA